Messenger RNA from Chionomys nivalis (European snow vole), 1686 nucleotides. Its product is annotated as E3 ubiquitin-protein transferase MAEA-like. Lineage: Eukaryota; Metazoa; Chordata; Mammalia; Rodentia; Cricetidae. Gene Ontology annotation, biological process: proteasome-mediated ubiquitin-dependent protein catabolic process. The coding region runs from base 332 to 1378 and encodes 348 amino acids. The record is from RefSeq and is a predicted model, not a curated record. The transcript has a single exon. Gene Ontology annotation, molecular function: ubiquitin protein ligase activity; protein binding. Gene Ontology annotation, cellular component: nucleus; cytoplasm; GID complex.
AUGGCAGUGCAGGAGUCGGCGGCCCAGCUGUCCAUGACCCUGAAGGUGCAGGAGUACCCGACCCUCAAGAUGUAAGCCCUAGGGAGCGUUUGUUUCCCACUAGGGUGAAGUGAGCGAUCACGUAUUGCACACGGACGUCUUGGCAUUCACUGGAAGUUAUCUGCUGUCAUUGUCCCUGUGACAUCUGACUGCUCUGGUGUAGUUGGUCUUCACAAGAGGGCAGAAGCAAGGCCCUGCUGCUCCUCUUCAGCAGUAGGUGCCCUAUGAGACACUGAAUAAAUGCUUCCGAGCUGCCCAGACAAACAUUGAUCGGGAAACCAGCCACGUCACCAUGGUGGUAGCUGAGCUUGAGAAGACCUUGAGUAGUUGCCCAGCUGUGGACUCUGUGGUCAGCCUACUGGAUGGUGUGGUGGAAAAGCUGAGUGUCUUCAAGAGGAAGGCAGUAGAGUCCAUCCAGGCUGAGGAUGAGAGUGCCAAGCUCUGCAAACGUAGGAUCGAGCACCUCAAGGAGCACAGCAGUGACCAGCCAGCAGCAGCCAGCAUGUGGAAACGAAAGCGCAUGGACCGCAUGAUGGUGGAGCAUCUCCUGCACUGUGGCUACUACAAUACAGCUGUGAAAUUGGCUCGCCAGAGUGGCAUCGAGGACCUUGUGAAUAACGAGAUGUUCCUGGCAGCCAAAGAAGUAGAAGAAUCCUUGGAGAGGCGUGAGACAGCCACCUGCCUUGCCUGGUGCCAUGACAACAAGUCCCGACUCCGGAAGAUGAAGAGCUGCCUGGAGUGCAGCCUCAGGAUUCAGGAGUUCAUUGAACUUGUUUGGCAGAACAAAUGCCUGGAUGCUGUGAGACAUGCAAGAAAGCACUUCAGUCAGGCUGAAGGGAGCCAGCUGGAUGAGGUUCGCCAGGUCAUGGGCAUGUUGGCCUUCCCUCCAGAUACACACAUCUCCCCAUAUAAGGACCUUCUGGACCUAGCCCGGUGGCGGAAGCUGAUCCAGCAGUUUCGAUAUGACAACUACCGACUGCACCAGCUAGGAAACAGCUCCGUCUUCACCCUCACGCUGCAGGCUGGGCUCUCGGCAAUAAAGACACCACAGUGCUACAAGGAGGAUGGCAGCUUCAAGAGCCCCGACUGCCCUGUGUGCAGCCGCUCUCUGAACAAAUUGGCGCAGCCCCUGCCCAUGGCUCACUGUGCCAACUCCCGCCUGGUCUGCAAGAUCUCUGGUGACGUGAUGAAUGAGAACAACCCACCCAUGAUGCUGCCUAAUGGUUAUGUCUAUGGCUACAAUUCUCUGCUUUCUAUCCGUCAAGAUGAUAAAGUUGUUUGCCCAAGAACCAAAGAAGUCUUCCACUUCUCCCAAGCUGAGAAAGUAUACAUCAUGUAGGCCUUGCGUUGCCACGUGCACGCUUUUGGCCAGAGGCUGAGGUGGGUGGGAGCCAUACCCUCCUACUCUGACCCAUAACCCCGACCCCAGCCUGCCUCAGCAUUUGUUUCUUGCGACCAAAGAUCAAUGAGCAACGACAAAUACUCUUAGGAAAAGAGGAAGUGAGAUUUAAUAAGUCUGUGCUUGAGAACAGCAUUUGGUUGGUAGGAUUUUGUAACAUAAGUCGACUGAUGCCUCUGCAAGUUCUUGCACCUCUCAGAGGAAACAUUCUCUACAGUGUGACCUGAACACCAAGGAAAUCCAGAGCA